Candidozyma auris is the source of this 534-nucleotide messenger RNA. RefSeq lists its product as uncharacterized. Gene Ontology annotation, cellular component: preribosome, small subunit precursor; nucleolus; 90S preribosome. The coding region runs from base 1 to 534 and encodes 177 amino acids. NCBI's taxonomy places the organism in Eukaryota, Fungi, Ascomycota, Pichiomycetes, Serinales, Metschnikowiaceae. The record is from RefSeq and is a predicted model, not a curated record. Gene Ontology annotation, biological process: maturation of SSU-rRNA from tricistronic rRNA transcript (SSU-rRNA, 5.8S rRNA, LSU-rRNA). The transcript is spliced from 2 exons.
AUGUCAAUAAAGAAAAAGACAGGACUUAGAUCCAAAUCGGCAAAGAGAGCUUCGAUCGCAAGCAAAAUCGCCGAAUUCAAGCAAGAACAAGCGCUGAGGGAGGAGCAUCACGAGAAUCCCUUGCUCAAAUUGCUGCAGACUUCCAAAAAAGAGAAGUUGAAGAAUAAAUCACAGGACUUCAAUGAGAAGAUCUUAUCAAAGGUAUCAUUUAAUCUCUCGGGCGGCAUUUCCAAGUCGGCCUCCAGAAGAAGGAAGAGAAAAAGUAAGGAAAACCUAAAGCCCAAAAUGGAUGACUUGCUUCUGAGUCUCCCAGAAGAGACUCUUAAUUUAGUGGAAGCAAAAACGCCACAGGCUUUCAUUGCUGCUAAGAAAAAGGAAGCGAAUAAACCAAAUCCUCAGAAGCAGGGCGGACACGCCAAAUUGCUACAAACGGAGAACAGGCAUUUUAACAGAGUUCUUACGGAUAAGCAGUUCAAAGCAUCACCAUUUGCGGCUUUGAAGUCCGCCAUUCAGCACAACUUGCAACAAAGCUGA